Ceutorhynchus assimilis (cabbage seed weevil) is the source of this 2867-nucleotide messenger RNA. The record is from the annotation of a GenBank genome assembly. NCBI's taxonomy places the organism in Eukaryota, Metazoa, Arthropoda, Insecta, Coleoptera, Curculionidae.
GGCGAAACGAAAGACAAUUUUUAUUUCGUGUUUUCUGAAGAAGAGAAUAGUGGUUGUUGUUGUGUAUUUUCCUAUUUUCUCGCCUCCUAAUUGCUUUUUCGCGCCUUUCCCUGCUCAUUAAUUUGAAUAAUGUGUUGAUGUAUUAUGUAAUUAAUACAGAAGUAUUUGGACUAAUCGAUUGGCUCUUAAUUUUGUCAAGGAAAUUAAGAUUUCAUCAAGAAAUGCCCAUCUGUUUUUUACCAAUGGCGCCAUUUUAGCAUUUUUUGGAAAGUUGUUUACCAUAAAAUGCAAUAAAUUUGUGUUCAAUAAUUCAGGGAUAUUACUAUUACAAGGAAGAAAGCUAAAAGAUGGACUUCACACCAAAAAAUGACGAUUCAAGUCAAAUGUCCUCUUACGAUAUGUCCCCAAAGAUCUACGAAAGCACUCCUAAAACCGAGACUGAAUCAACGCCUCAUUCGCUUUAUAAUAAUCAUAAGAAGCGCAAGAUUCAAUACUGUGACAUAAAAGGUAGGAAACUAGAGGAUCUACUUGAACUAGGUUCUAAUUCACCGCAAGCUUCUAGCACCCUAAAUGAUAGUCUAACUAACAAGUUUGAAAAUAUUCAAAUUGAAAAGAACUGUUUUAAUAUCGAGAGCUGUGAAGAACGAUCUCAAAAAUAUUUCAAAACUAAUGGGUGUGAAAGGCUGGUAACUCCUCCUUCUACACCAGAGUUUCAACGCUUUGAGCACACUGCUAGGAACACUCCUCUAUUUCAAAGAUGCUCUACCUCAGCUUGCAGUGUCCCGUCACCUUUAAAAGAACAACAUGAUAUUCUGUAUCCUACUUUAAAGUCUUUGGAACCAAUGAAGAAACCUUUGACUCCUCAAAAGUUUAAGGAAAAAAUUGGUCAAAAUUCAACACCUUUGGCCACUAGGUUUAUUCCUCAAGAUAAUUUAUUGAAGAAAGUAUUGGGCAACAAUUUAAUUAUGGGAAAAGUGUUUGAAUAUUUAUCAAAUGGAGAUUUGUUCAGAGUUUGUAUGGUUUCAACGGAUUUCAAAAAUGCUGUCCAUACAAAUUACAAGGCCACGUUAAGGUGCGGAAAUUACAAACAAUUUCAUAGAACAAACAAGGAAAAUUACAAAAUUACUCCCCCAAGCAGUCCUGAAAGUAACAAUUUAUUCCCUGAAGGUUCUGUUAGUCCUAACAGUCAAAAAUUUGCGGAAUUUGCUGAAACUGCACAUAAUAUAUUUCCUACUCAGUCGUUGAUUAAGUGUCCAAAAUGUGAUAGGCCUUCUGUUGUAGAAAAUUCAAUUGCCCAGUGUACAGAGGGACAUUCUUGCGGAUACAUUUUUUGCCAAAAAUGUUUCAGUUUCUCUUAUAAUCCUGAAGAGUUUUAUGACAGAUGCCAAGAUUUGGCAUUGAGCAACUCCAUGCUCAAAAAACGCUCCAGAUUGGAAGAUUUAACCAACUGCUCAGCUGAUUUUAAUGUUAGUGCUAUUUUAAAUAGCACCGUAGAUAACCAUUUAUCUUCUGGAUAUUUUUCUGCUUCUGGCUACGAUACAUCACACACUCCACAAUCGGUGAAAAGGAAUUUGGUCAACUCACUUGGCGGAAAUGACAGCUUGCUACAAAAAGAAAGAAAAGCUCUGUUCAAUAGUAAUACAUCACUGAAUAUGAGUGCUAUUGUGAUGGCGAGGCGUGAAGAGAAACGAAGAUGUUCUUCAGGUAAUAUAAUGCCAAUUGUGAAGCUUGAGACUGUUAAGAAAAGAAUUGAGAUGAUAGAGCCUUCUUCACCACCAAAAGUGAAACCAUAUUCCGCCUGUUCAAAAGAAAGUAGAAGAAGUCUCAAAAGGUUGACCCGAUGAACAAAAUUCACAAUAUUCAACAAAAAUAUGUACAUUGUAAUGGGUUCAAAACUUCAUUUAUAUCAUUCCUUUUCCUAAAAAUGUCCAAAUACUUCUAAAGUCACACUAUUUUUAUACAAUAUUUGUUGUUUGUUCUCUCAAUGCGUCACAACUUGUUCUUGUCCAGUAAGGCACACCAUGUUUUAAUGGUUGUCAUUUUUUUUUAAAUUCAAUUAGAAAAAUAAUCAUUGUUUUUUUUUUAUGUACCAAUGGAACAACAUCUAUGUUCCUUAGGAAUUUUAAUUGUAAGUGUCUUCAAGACUUGUUCAGAUUCUGUUGAAGUUCCUCAAAGAAAUAAUAUGGUUAGCUAUCGGCUACUUUAGCUUUGCCUUUGUUUUGUCAUAUAGGUAUUUGGCUAAGGGUGAUGUUAAUUGUCUUACUUUCUCACUUAUCGGUAAUGGUUUUGAAUAUUUAUCAGACUAGGGCGCCUUCUUUUUGUUUUAUAUUGUACCAUAAUACAUGAACAAAGCUAGAGUCGUCGACUAAAAGACAAUGCCAAUGGUAUUUUAAGCAAUCACAUUUCGUUUUACCUAAUAAAAGACAAUAAGUAUUGGCUCAGUUUGACAUAAUUGUCGAAUUAAGUCUUAAGUUACCUCAGUAGCUGAAUAGAUCUGAGUGAGAGUUUGUUGUAAAUUAAUGUUAAGUAUUUUUUUUUUGUUUCGUUUUUUUAAUCAAAAAACCUUCUAGUUGAAUGCAUGUUAUCAGCUUAUGUGUAUAUUUAGUAUUUUUCUAUUAUUCUGUAAUAUUACAUUCCUUAAUAAAGUUUUUAUAAAAUAUUAGCUGUUUUAUUGAUGUACAGGGUGUCUCAUUUUGGUCGUACAUAAGGGAUAACUUGGUUGCUAUUGGAGUUAGAAGGAUGCGGUUUUCAAGAACGUUGGCUACAACGUGUUUUAGGACACCCCUUGCAUUUUGGUUCUCUCAUAAGUAAUGGAAACGGUGAGUGGUGACAAUGGGUUUUUAUAGAUCUAUCCACAUAGAUUCCAG